Purpureocillium lilacinum is the source of this 1269-nucleotide messenger RNA. Its product is annotated as biotin/lipoate A/B protein ligase. The record is from RefSeq and is a predicted model, not a curated record. Gene Ontology annotation, cellular component: mitochondrion; cytoplasm. Gene Ontology annotation, biological process: protein lipoylation. Gene Ontology annotation, molecular function: lipoyltransferase activity. Lineage: Eukaryota; Fungi; Ascomycota; Sordariomycetes; Hypocreales; Ophiocordycipitaceae.
AUGCGUUGUCUGGCCCGCCAUGGACGACCCAUAGCGAGGUCCCUUUCCUCACUCACGCCCGCCUCACCCACGGCCUUCGGCUUCAUCCGACACAGCUUCUCCACCGAAGCAGCCUCUCACCCCUCCAACAAAACCCAAGUCUACAUCUCCAAGUCCCGCGACCCGCUCCUCAACCUCUCCGUCGAGCACCACCUGCUGCAGAUCACGCCCGCCGAGUCCACCGUCCUCAUCCUCUACGUCAACUCUCCCAGCGUCAUCUUUGGACGGAACCAGAACCCCUGGCUCGAGGCCAACCUCCCGCGUCUAGCCCAGAUCGCGACUGAACCUGGGGCACUGGGCUGGACCGAUGGUCCGGUUCAGCUGGUUCGCAGGCGCUCUGGCGGAGGCACCGUGUUCCACGAUGCCGGCAAUGUGAACUUCAGUGUCAUAUGUCCGCCCGCCGCGUUUGACCGCGACAAGCACGCCAAGAUGGUCGUCCGGGCACUCAAGUCUUUGGGUCGGCCCAUGACGCGCGUGAAUCAGCGUCACGACAUUGUCAUGGACGUCGGCGGGUCACGGUCUCGGACAACCGCUACCACCGCCUCAAGUACCUUCAAGGUAUCCGGCUCAGCAUACAAGCUCACACGUCUGCGGUCGCUGCACCACGGGACGUGCCUCCUGCGCAGUCCAAACCUUUCCGGCAUCUCGGGCAUGCUGCGCUCCCCGGCGGAGCCCUUCAUCAAGGCGCGCGGGGUCGACAGCGUGCGCAGCCCUGUACGCAAUCUGGACCUCGACAACGCAGAUUUCGAGGACGCUGUAGUGGAGCAGUUCCGUCAGAUGUACGGCGACUUUGACGUCCGGGCAGAGUUUGGCAGCGAUGCGUUGGCCGUAGACAAGAUCAAAGCGGGAUACGAGGAGCUGGGUUCACGAAGCUGGACGUAUGGGCAGACGCCGCGGUUCACGUUCUGCACUCAUCCGUUCGAGGACGAUCCCAGGGCGAGGCCAGACUUGCCCUUUGACGUGAGCAUUAACCCCAAGCGUGUGCACUCUACUGUCAAUGCUGACUCGCAGCAGCUCAAGAUUCACUUCGAGGCCAGACACGGCUUGAUCGAGCAGUUCAGCAUCGAGGGUGACGAGGGUGCAGACACGGAAUCGCUGAUAAAGUCAUCACUGCACGACGUCGGUGACUGGACUGAAAGACUAACGCAGGUUGGCCUGAGCCGGUGGGACGCCGCAGACGUUGGAUCUUGGUUGAACGGCGUUCUGGGGACGUCAUUCACGAAGCUGUAG